CAUACCAUGGUUACACCCUUGCUCCUUGGUCUUGGCUACCACUAGUCCAGUAGCUCCAGUAGUCUUGGUGACUACUGGUUAUUUUCUGAUAUAGUACUGAUAACUCUACUGUAAUGUUGAUGAUUACCUUCUCAAAAUAUCAAACAUUAUCAAAAAUUAGUAUGGUCUGUGUUAUAGGUUUAACCAAGUACCAUGUUGAAUGUUGAGUUUGCGUCACUCCGUAAACAGGAAGGGAACUGGUAUUUGAGAAGACUACCCCAAGGUGACGAGUUGAAAUUUCAAGAAGGGUGUUGUUUUUUUGUUUUUUUUUAAAACUGUUGUAGGUGGGGAAUUACAAUAGAUUUGUUUGUAUUUGUUCUGUAAGCUUUGAACUCUCGCGGUAGUGAAAUAAGUGUUCUAAAACUAGAAUUAAUAUACAAAAAGACAGCAGCAAAUAUAUUAAACAAAUAAAAGAAUAUUUUCGGCAAGAGACGUCAUCAGGUGACGUGCUCAGCGCACGCGCACUUAAAAGUUCCACCUGGGUUUAUUCAUAACGGACGUUAGCCUUUUGUAAAUUUACAGUUUAUUAGAAACUGUCCCCGUGUUCUACGCAAUGAAUGUGAGCUGGAUUUUCUGCUUCACCUUCCUGCUUCUGAUACACACAGUGUCGGUGCAGAGUGUCCGUGUUGAAGGUUUUAUAGGAGAAUCAGUGAUCUUACCGUGUUCAUUUGACCAGAAGCCACGGACUGUGUUUUGGCGAGACAGUGGAAGCAGGAGGGUGUGUGACAUCAGUGGCAGUAAUGCAGAUUGCAAAGAUCGGGAUUCAGUCUAUAAAGACAGAGUUACAAUUUUUCCACCAGAAAUUGAAAAGGGGAAUUUCUCCAUCAUGCUGAGCAACUUGACGGAAACUGAUUCAGGACUGUACACCUGCACCUCCCCUCAAAUCAAUCCACCAACCCUGAAACUAGAACUAAUUGUUACAGAGAGACAAACCGCACCAGAGGUAAAGGGGACACAAAUUCCACCAGGAAACGGUGAUUCCCCGAGACGUGCAGACGGUCUGUUAACGUUCCUGCUGGAAUGUGCUCUGCUCUACAUCUUAACCUUCUGAAGAAAACCACAAGCUCCGUGUGUACAUUAUCUUCACAUACAGGCAUCAGAGCAAUGUCUUUUACAGAUUUCUGCUCAGUUUAUAAUGUGUAUUUGUUUUGCAGUGUAGUACCCAGUGUUUCCAAAAAGCAGAAUGUCAUCAGCUGUGCAGAAGGUCAUUGUGUUGUGUUAUAGCUUUAGAAACACUUUAUUCAGCACAUUACUCUAUUACUCGCUCACGCUCCUCCUCCUUCUCCCCCUAUCCAUUUUCAUGGGUCACAAUUUUUGACAUAUGGCCAAACAAUUGAGCAUCUUGUACAGGAACAGUGUGCCUCAUUGAUGUAUUGCACUUAUAUAUAUAUAUGUACACACACACACACACACUUUUUUUUUUUUUUUUUUUUUUUUAAACUAGCAUAAACAAUGCUCAGGUUACCUAGUUAUACAUGUUGAAUAUCAGCUCACUUUAACCAUUGCAAACAUAAGUAUUUGGGCAGAUGGUUUUUUUUAAAAAUUUAUUUUAAAGCUGUCUACUACAGCAUAGUGGAGUUGAAAUUAGAUAAUGAAUAUGAGCAAGAUUUUCAGUUUUAAUUUGAGGGUAUUUGCAUCCCAAUCAGGUGAACAGUGUAACACCUUUUCUAUGUGCUUCACUAUGUAAAGGGACCAAAAGUAAUUGGACAAACUAACAAAUCACAAGUUAAAUUGUCAUUUUUAAUACUUGGUUGCAAAUCCUUUGUAGUCAAUGACUGCUUGAAGUCUGGAACAUGUACACAUCACCAGAAGCUGCGUUUCUUCCCUGGUGAUGAUCUUACAGACCUUUACUUCAGCUGUCUUCAAUUCCUGCUUGUUCUUGAAGUGUUUUGCCAUCACUAGGGGAAAUGCAGGUGUUGGUUUCAGAUCAGGUGAUUGACUUGGCCUUUAUGGAACAUUACACUUUUGGCUUUAAGAAAAACUCUCAUACGGAUGAGGAGUUUUCAUGAUGAAGUAUGAGACAUUUUAUUAUUGUGGUAUUGUACAUUUCAUUUAAAAAGUAUUAAAUUUGCUUUUUAGCCAUUACUCUACACACACUAAUCCAUAAAGACACAGGAAAACAUGAUUUUCAAUAUUUCUGCUAAUUUAUUAAAAAUCAAAACUGGAAUCUCUCAUUGUAGAUAAGUAUUCACACCCUUUAUGCAGCAAUGAUCGCUUCUAGUGUUCUUGGGAAGAAGUCGGUUUCUUCCAUUCUUCUGGUCAGAUUCUCUCAAGGACUCCAGUCAAGUUCUAAAUACAUCUCAAGAUAAUCAAAGCAACCAGGAUGCACCUGAACUCAGUUUGGAGCCUUUAGACACAUCAUAGGUCUGUCAUUAUGGAUUAUUGUGUGUAGAUUAAAGUCCAAAAAAACUCAAUUUAAUCCGUUAUAAUUUAGAGAAUUGUGUAAAAACUGAAGUGUUUACCCUCUGUGUGUAUCUUACUGCCUCGGUCCAGUGAUUUUGUUUUUUACUUCAUGCUAUUUAUUUCAUUUUGUAUUUCUAUAAAAUAUAGAUGUGUUCAGAAGGACAUUUUGAUGGCUGUCAGAAAACAGGAACCACAUAGCAUGCACAAAUUUACAUAUACAUGCAGAUUUACAUUGGAAACAUUAUGUUCUAAUAAAACUGUAAUGUAGUACUGUUUUUUAUUUGCUGUAUUUUACAAAUGGUUACAAGAGUAGUAUCUGCUGAACAGUAAAGUGUCCCUGUGAAUGUAGCGUAAAUGUUCCUUAAGUCACGCAAUAAACAUUUCACUUUA
Ictalurus punctatus (channel catfish) is the source of this 2832-nucleotide messenger RNA. RefSeq names its product CD276 antigen homolog. Gene Ontology annotation, biological process: negative regulation of T cell proliferation; positive regulation of T cell proliferation; cell surface receptor signaling pathway. Gene Ontology annotation, cellular component: external side of plasma membrane. The record is from RefSeq and is a predicted model, not a curated record. The coding region runs from base 593 to 1090 and encodes 165 amino acids. Lineage: Eukaryota; Metazoa; Chordata; Actinopteri; Siluriformes; Ictaluridae. The transcript is spliced from 4 exons.